This is a messenger RNA of Pseudozyma flocculosa PF-1, 1134 nucleotides long. RefSeq lists its product as uncharacterized. NCBI's taxonomy places the organism in Eukaryota, Fungi, Basidiomycota, Ustilaginomycetes, Ustilaginales, Ustilaginaceae. The record is from RefSeq and is a predicted model, not a curated record. The transcript has 3 exons. The coding region runs from base 1 to 1134 and encodes 377 amino acids.
AUGUCUUCCUCGUCCUCGUCGCCCCGCGUGGUCCUGUACGGCUACGAUGCGUCGCCGUUCUACCAGAAGAUGCUCUUCCUCCUGGCGCACUACAAGGUCGACUUUGUCGUCGUCAAGGUCGCGCCCAUGCCGCCGCGUCCCGCCCUCUCGGAGCUGCUCGGCGUGACCUACCGCAGGAUCCCUGUCAUGUUCCUCGAUGGACAGGCCUACUUUGAGACGACCCUGUGCGCUAGGGCGCUCGAGGCCGCCUUUGGCGGAAAGCCCGGUCACGGCCACAGCCUCUUUGACAAGCGCGACGAGAUCAUCCAGGUCCAGCUGUCCGCGACGUGGUCCGAGACGCAGCUCUUCCGCUUGGCCGUCGGACACCUUCCGAAGGCGGCCUUUACGCCCGCCUUUGUGGCCGACCGAUCCAAGUUCAUGCCCGGAGUGCCCUUCAGCGCCGAGGCCGUCACCGCCAACCUGCCCUACAGCCAGUCGCAGCUGUACGCGCACCUCGCCUCGAUCGAGGCUCACCUCGCCCAGCAGCAGCAGCAGCAGCAGGCCGGUUCGGGCUCUGGCUCCGGCUCCGGUGCGGGCGCACAGGCGGGUCGCUUCCUGGUCGGCGAAAAGGUGUCGUACGUCGACAUUUGCACCUUUGUCCCGCUCCAGUGGGUCCAGUCGUUUGGCACCGCGCGCGACCUGCUGCCCAAGGAGGCCAAGAACGGCGGCGGCGGCGCAGAGUCGACGACGCCCUUCCCGCGCGUCGUCGCGUGGCUGUCGGACGUCAAGAGGCACCUGGCGCAGCAGGGCCUGGCCAAGGCCAAGUCGAUCAAGGCCGAAGAGGCGGCCACCCUCAUCCUCGAGCAGGCCGAGCCCGCGUCCAUCACAAAGGCGCAGAACGACGCCCGCGUCAGCGCAUCCGACCCGCUCGUCAAGGCCGGCUGGGUCGACGGCGCCGGACAGCAGGUCCUCGUCACGCCCACCGACACGGGCAAGGUGCCGCAGCAGGGCAGCCUCGUCGCCCUCGACCCGACGCAGAUCACCAUCCUCGUCCGCACAAACGUCGGAAACGGCGCCUUCCUCGCCCACUUCCCGCGCGUCCAGUUUGACGUCAGGAAGGUCGAGCUGGCCAAGAACAGGGACGCCAAGAUCUGA